AUGAAUCUCAUUCCAAGAGCCCUUAACUCGGCCAAGAUAUGCUUUCAACGAAUUCCUACUCGUUCAUUUACCACACAAUUUGCUUUAUUGCAAAAUCAGCAAAAGCAAACGAUUAGUUCCAAACUACCAGACUUACAGCCUUUGAAGUUCGAAAAAGACUUGUAUGCCACAAUUAGGAUUCACAACAGACCAUACCUGAUAACCGAGGGAGAUAAGAUAAUUCUACCUUUUCGGUUGAAGAACGCUGAAGUUGGAGAUGUUUUGAACUUUGAUGAUGUCACCACUAUUGGCUCCAGAAACUUCACCUACUCUGACACCCCCAUAGACUCUUCACUGUACUCCAUCAAAGCUACAGUCAUUGAAAAAACAAAGAAACCAAUGUACACCAAAGAGAUUACAAAAAGAAGACAGCGUCAUGUGCGCCACGUUAAUGUUAAGCAUGACCUUACUGUCCUCCGGGUUUCUGAAUUAAAAUUGAGCUGA
Komagataella phaffii GS115 is the source of this 483-nucleotide messenger RNA. RefSeq names its product mitochondrial 54S ribosomal protein YmL49. The transcript has a single exon. Bases 1 to 483 code for a protein of 160 amino acids. Lineage: Eukaryota; Fungi; Ascomycota; Pichiomycetes; Pichiales; Pichiaceae. Gene Ontology annotation, cellular component: ribosome; mitochondrial large ribosomal subunit. The record is from RefSeq and is a predicted model, not a curated record. Gene Ontology annotation, molecular function: structural constituent of ribosome.